CACAGAAGACUAGUCCCUCCCCAAAACUGUUUCUAACUCUCGUCCAUUCUUUUCCCUGUCUUCUCUCUCUCCCAGGUACACGCCCUUUGACUUGUCAGAAGGGGAAAAAGUUUAAGAAAAAACUAAAUCACGGAAGAGAUUCUGUUGCCUUACUAGUUAGGCAAGUUUUUUUGAGCCGUAAGGGCAGUGGGGAAAACGGAAAAGCAGAAAAGAGGCGUACAGUCCUGAAGCAGUUGCGUUGGUUGAGUUGUUGCGUUGGUCCUUCACAUACUUAAGGAAAGAAGAUGGAGUCAGCAAUCAAGACAGUGGUGUCGACUUACCUCAAGUCUGCAAAGGGCAAAGAGAACCUGAGUGGGAAGGACUUCCAGAGCCUGGUGAAGAGCCAACUCGGUGGCAUCCUCAAUAAUACGGACAGCUCCAAGGCUGUCAAGGACAUGCAGCAGGGCCUUGACGACAACCAGGAUGGCAAAGUCAGCUUCCAAGAGUACAUGAAGCUGAUUGGCUACCUGGCAGAUUCUGUCAGUCAGCAGUACGUGACCGACAAGGUGACCAAGACGGAGAACAACGAUGGUGCCGUGACGCAGUGCGAGAGCGAGACUCCUGCCGACGGCGAGGCCGAACCCGCUGCAGUCAAGGCGGAAGAACCGGCCGCCGAUGCAGCAGCCCCAGCAGCAGCAGCAGCCCCAGCAGCAGCAGUUGAAGAGGCGGAGAAGGCCCCGGCUGAGGAGGAAGAGGAGGAGGAGGAGGCAGCAGUGGAGAAGACAGCAGAGGAGGAGAAGACGGAGGAGGAGGCCUCGUAGAGCCGUUACCCCCACGCGCAUUUCCAUCUCUAAAACACCUGUCUUAUGUGCUUAUUAUAUCAUAUCUCUCUAGACAAUAACAGUCCAAAAGCUGCGUCCAGUUGUAACACUUCUUUUAAUUUUAUAAUAACUACAUACAGUUCAGUGCCAUAGCAUUCCUGUUUUCCAGUGCAGACAUUCAAUACCCUUCCUGUACCCGUGGUUGUUUUUUGUUUGUUUUAGUUUUAGUGUCAAACUGCGUUUGAUAUUCUUACUUUCCAUAAUGAGUUCUGACAUCUCUUCAUCAUCUUCAUAUCCUUGCUUUAACAAAAUAUCUGAAAACCUGACCGGCAGUUUAAUGAGUUGUCCAAAUCUUUGUAGUCUUCAGUCAUUGUUAAAAACUCUCCUGGAUUCUUGUUUUAAGAGCUCGGCUGUAAGGCGUCAUUUCCUAGCUGCUUGCUACUAACAGGGAGGCGAGUUUGGGUUUAUGAAUGUGAAUCCUGUGAAGAAUUUGAGCCAAAUUAGGGUU
Clupea harengus (Atlantic herring) is the source of this 1308-nucleotide messenger RNA. It is a transcript of the gene s100u, whose product is annotated as S100 calcium binding protein U. NCBI's taxonomy places the organism in Eukaryota, Metazoa, Chordata, Actinopteri, Clupeiformes, Clupeidae. The record is from RefSeq and is a predicted model, not a curated record. Gene Ontology annotation, molecular function: calcium-dependent protein binding; calcium ion binding. Gene Ontology annotation, cellular component: perinuclear region of cytoplasm.